Kwoniella botswanensis is the source of this 1917-nucleotide messenger RNA. RefSeq lists its product as uncharacterized. The transcript has a single exon. NCBI's taxonomy places the organism in Eukaryota, Fungi, Basidiomycota, Tremellomycetes, Tremellales, Cryptococcaceae. The record is from RefSeq and is a predicted model, not a curated record. The coding region runs from base 1 to 1917 and encodes 638 amino acids.
AUGGUGUUCACUCUUCCCUCUUUACCGUCAGGAAUACUAGGAGGCUUGAUCGACACUUCCCCUCCCGUCUUCUACCCACCUACACGAAAUACACCUACCAAACCACCUCGUACAAGAUCACGAUCUAGGUCAAGCGCACAUCAUCAGAUUGAUUCGCCUAUUCAGGCCGUACCACCUUCACCAUCCCUCACUCCGGUCAAACAGACUCAGCCAUAUCCAGGAUUGGGAAACCUCUUACCGGCCAGUGCAUCCGUAACGGAUCUGACAGGGGAUUGGGAGCCCCUACCAGGCGGUGGAUUAGGUGAAAAAAGGAGAUUAUCAAUAAGCAGUGUAGCGAGUCAUGGCUAUAGUCAUGAUUCCAGACCCAAUUCACCACCUCCUUUCAUUCCCAGGUUGAAAACUCCUACUCGACCUACACACCGACGCUGUCAUUCUGCUCUGCCCGCUUCCUCAUCAUCAUCAUCUAUCGCUUUCAGCUUACCACCUCCUACCGGUAAAUUACAAGAAUUUUCCAUAUCUCGAAACCCCCUGGCAUCUACCAGUGCAAUCAGUCUACCAACCCUUAUCGAAGGACAAGGGGAACCUUCCACUUCCCACAGAUCGGUGCCUGCGUCUCCAUCGCUCAAUCCACACAGUAGGAAACCGAGUAAAUCAAAGAUAUCGCCUAUAUCGCCUAAUCUACCUUUGGAAGAGGAAAGUAAACUCGAAGAUAAUCAGAUACCCGAACUGAAAUUUACUAAAACAUCUCUGGAGAGAUCGAAUUCGAAUUCUUCAGUUCCACCUCCUAAUCAUUCUUAUCCUUGUUCAUAUCAGUCUAUGCCUCCUCCUCCUCUACGUCCUGAUCCAAUAAAUAUCAGUUAUUCCCCCGCUUCAUCUUCCAAGAAUCGAAAAAGCAAAACCCCAAGCAGACCCAUCGCAUCACCCAGGUCAUGGUCUGUACAAGAUAUACAUUCUCUCACUGGUGGAAUACCAAGGAAAGGUUUACAUUCCAGAAGGGGCAGUAUAGAGUCAACUAGCUCGGUAUCAGAUAUAGCAGUUUUAGCUACUUGGUCAUUCCCCAAUACACCGCCUAAAAACAAUCAAAACGAGGUCGAUUCUGAUCCUCCAGAUAACAGUCGAGGUAGGAAACCCGGACCUUCAGAAAGAUUAAAAGAAAGAUUGAAGAAUAUACCUGGAAUCGAAACUGGUCCAUUCCAAUUCCCCAGUUCCGGAAGUUUACCUUCUUUACCUAAACCACUCGUUCCCCUACCACUGGGAGUAGAUGGCAUUCCAAUCAAACCUUCUCGACCACUACCAUCGCAUUUGAAGAGGGUUGGACAUAGACAUACUCAUUCUUCGCCUGACUUACUCACCAUCCCCACGUCCACAUCUACACCUACGAGACAAGCACAUGGUCAAAUGGGUCCACCAGCUAUACCUCCAACGUCAAACCCAUUAUUCCCUCCGCCCAAACCUGUCCAACGAAGACCUACUACCUCCAGACUCAGACAGCCCAACCCGCUGUCUAUGUCCACACAUCAGGGUCAACCGUCCCUCGCUGUAGGGAAAGAGUUGGGUUCUUCGCCUGGCAGUAUUGAUUCUUUAUCCGAUACGUCCACUCUAUGUGCCAGUCCCACCACGUCAGUUAAAUCGCUUCCUUCCGUAUCGGCUGAUGCGGAUAGUAUUGCAUAUACGAACAUCAGUGGGAAGGCAUGGUGGUCUUUCACUCCGUUCAAGCGGAGUAAUUCAUAUUCCAGCGAAAGAUCGGAUGAUCACAAAGAGAGAGGCCAAGAAGAGGAUGAUGAGGAUGAUAGUGUUGAAGUACUUUCAAAAUUGGUCACGAGAAAGGAAUAUGACUGGGAGCUGCAUAGUAGUAAGGUUAGGACUGGGAUGGAAGAGCAUGAAGAGGAAGAAUAUAUCGAUCUUGAUGACAUGUAA